Macrosteles quadrilineatus (aster leafhopper) is the source of this 1981-nucleotide messenger RNA. RefSeq names its product mantle protein-like. The transcript has a single exon. NCBI's taxonomy places the organism in Eukaryota, Metazoa, Arthropoda, Insecta, Hemiptera, Cicadellidae. The record is from RefSeq and is a predicted model, not a curated record. Bases 1 to 897 code for a protein of 298 amino acids.
AUGGGCUUCCAAACAGUUCUAGUGAGUGUUCUAGCCUUAGGAGUCCUGCAGUCUCAGGGAUUUGACCAUGGACAUCACGGCGGAGAACUUCAACACGAACACCAUGGACACUUUGAACAUCCCAAGGUAGAAGAACACAAGCACGAGCACGAGGAGGAUCAUCACCACGAGAUCAACACGGUGACUGUGACGAAAGAAGUUCCCGUGCCGUACACUGUGGAGGUGGAGAAGAAAGUCCCAUACAAGGUGGAGGUUCCUGUUGACAAGCCUUACCCCGUGGAAGUGCCAAAGCCCUACAACGUCUACGUCGAGAAGAAAGUUCCCUACAAGGUCCAGGAGUAUGUGCCCCAGCCGUACACAGUCUACAAGAAAGUCCCUUAUCCAGUGCACUACCACGUCGACAAACCCUACCCCGUCCACGUGCCUAAGCCUUACAACGUAGUGGUCGAGAAGAAAGUGCCCUACCACGUGGAGAAGAAAGUUCCCUACCCAGUGAAGGUGUACGUCGACAAGCCUUACCCAGUGCAUUAUCCUGUGUACAAGCACGUGCCUUACCCGGUGGAGAAGAAGGUGCCUUACCCAGUAGAAGUGCCGGUGGAAAAGCCUUACCCAGUUUCAGUGCCUAAGCCUUACAACGUCUAUGUGGAGAAGAAAGUUCCUUACACUGUUGAGAAGCAUGUGCCCUACCCCGUCCAUGUACCGGUGUAUCAUCAUGAGAAACACUCCGGACAUCAUGAACAUCACGAGCUCCAAAAUGGGCACCACGAACUGCAACAUGGGCAUCACGAGUUCCAACAUGGACACCACGAGUUCCAACAUGGGCACCAUGAGCUCCAACAUGGACACCACGAGUUCCAACAUGAAACCACCCACGAGGGGAGCCACGGAAUCUUCUAGAUGGAAUUCCAAACUGUAAAUAUAUGUAUAUUGUGUUAUAAGUACAACUCAUGCUUCUAAAGUAUAUUAUUAUUUUUCUUGAGACUUAAACAAGUUCAAAAAAGUAUAUAACAUUCAAAAUAUUAGUAAGGUGUUCACAUAUAAUAGAACCAACGCCCUCAUUAAAAUACCUAUAAAAUUAUAAUUGGGGGUAGUUAAUUCAUGAAUAUUUAGUACAGAAUUAAAUAUACCCAUGAAUGUUUAAACAAAACUGACGCUAUAAACUCACAUACAUACUUAAUUGCACGAACAGUAAAAACGCUUUUGACUUUAUUACUUCGAAUUAAGAUCGAAGAUAAGUCAAAAGUGCGAGGUGGUGUUCCUCGCUUUAUGGGCGUGAUAAAUAAAACAGAAGCCAAUAACAAAACUGAGCCUGAGGCCGGAGCCAGAUUAGACCUUUCAUCACGGAUUAUAAUUAGGAAACCCGCAGCGACGGGCAAUACGUCAAAUGCGCCACAUAAAUUAUGAAUUUAAUAAAAGUAAUGGCCGCUAUAUACUAGGAGUUAAUAACACAUUUUAGUGUGUCAUAAAGGCGCGCAAAGUGGAUUAUUUACUGGUCCCAACGGCGUUGUAUCAGAGUUUGUCGGGGAUAAAUAUUCAUUAGUUCGCCAAUUAAGCUGGCUACUGAGCGAAAUACUGGCUUUUAAUUUGUUUUUACAAGGUUCCGCGUCACUGCGCCCUCCUCUCAAAGGCGGUAUGAGUAAUGGUGUCUUUUAAUGGCGCCUUUCUAAUUAAAAUCGACCUUCGGUAUAAUGCCGAGGUUAAGUAGAGUGAUUUAUCACUUGGCGGUGAAUAAUGUUACAGUAUUUAUAGUUUUAUCUUGAAUCUCGGUCGUAUUGGCAUUACCUAAAAAAUUAAAACUGAUACCAAAGUAUCAGUAUUCAAUACUGAUGCUAAUAUAUGCUUAUGUCUCAGCAAUGGUAAUCAAAUUUUGGUAAUCACUUAUAAUUUCAUGAUAUGAUGGAAAACAUAUAAUACAAUACAAUUGUUUUCCAAAUUAGAUACAUAUGUAACCAAAGCUGCUGAGAGAAAAAAAGAACAUUGU